Kickxella alabastrina is the source of this 2108-nucleotide messenger RNA. RefSeq lists its product as uncharacterized. The transcript is spliced from 4 exons. Gene Ontology annotation, biological process: peptidyl-lysine monomethylation. Lineage: Eukaryota; Fungi; Kickxellomycota; Kickxellomycetes; Kickxellales; Kickxellaceae. The record is from RefSeq and is a predicted model, not a curated record. Bases 143 to 1843 code for a protein of 566 amino acids. Gene Ontology annotation, cellular component: nucleus. Gene Ontology annotation, molecular function: protein-lysine N-methyltransferase activity.
CCGAUUUAUUCUGUUCACAUGAAACCCAAAAGGGGAGAGUGAGGCAGAUAUGCACCGCCUAUAAAAAGUGUAGGCUAGUUUUUUUCUUUCAUCUUUUUCCAAUCAUGAAAAACAUAUUCCUUUUUACCCAGCUUUUUUAAAUAUGGAGACUACAAGUAAUAGUUCCAAGCUGGCAGUGUUUGUCAAAUGGCUAAAUGACAACGGCGCUGAUAUCAGCCAAAUCGAGCUGCGCGAUGCUGGCGCAGAUGGUAACGGUGUUUACACGCUCAAAGAGAUCAAUGCCAACCAGCCCUACGCUUACAUCCCGCACAACCUGGCUAUCACGGGCAAAGUCUGCCAAGCCAUACUGAGUAGUCCUGAGCAAGCUGGUGACUGCGGCCUAACUGGCCGUGCCCUCCUCUCAGCAUUCCUAAUCCAUGAGCGAUAUGUCUCUGCAAACUCAUUCUGGAAACCGUAUAUUGACAUUUUGCCCGCAGAUGUCGAAAUGCAGCUGUUGAGGGGCACUCCCGUGGAGUUUGCCGUAGAGGAAAGGAGGGAGAAGUACGCUGCAGAGCAUCGGUUGGCUGUCAAUGCGGUGGCAGGGAAGGUGCCUGAGAAUAUACUGACAUUUGAAAACUACAUGUGGGCGGCCAGCGUGGUGUCCUCGAGGUCGUUUCCUAAGGCGCUGGUGCAAGGGUAUGAGCAGCACACGUCGAGCAUAGAGGUGCUGCUGCCAUUGCUGGACAUGUUGAACCACCUGCCGAAGCGCAAGGUGUCCUGGGUGUCGACCAAUGAUGGGGUGGAGUUUGUCACUGGGGCAGUGAUGGAAAAGGGCGAUCAGGUGUUCAAUAACUACGGGCCAAAAUCAAACGAGGAGCUGAUGGUCGGCUACGGAUUCUAUGAAAGAGAGCUUCUGGUGGCUGCUGGCAUAGACUCGUGCGACCAUUUUAUCCAGGCCGGCGAGCUGCCGCACGAUCUCCUGCCAAUGCUGCGUGUCAUGGCAAUGAGCGACGUCGACGUCUAUUACGCCCACCGGCGGCUGAAAGCUGGCAUGUGGGAGGUGCGGCCCAGUCUGCAGUAUAUUGGUAUGCACAAUGAGCUUUGCGCCCGGUACUUGUUGGUGUUUUUGCUGCAGAAAAAGCUCCAGGUGUUUGAGGAUGCAAAGGCGCCUGUGGACGACGACAAAGACAACAAGAAGGAGGGCGAGGGUGAGGAGGAGAAGGAUGAGAAAGACUCAGAGAAGCCCAUACUGCGUUCUACCAUUGCGCGACUGAUGACCGAUGAGGAGAGCUUGAUACAUUUUGCCUGCCACUUGCCACAUACGUCGCAGUCGCUUCCGUGGUACGCACACGACUCGGAAUGCACUAGCCCCGAAUCCACCCAGCCAGCAAAACGCCUGCGCUCCAAUCCCCUGACUUCCGACGAGUUGCAGGACAAGUUCCUGAGUCGUGUCCUGAUUACGCCCGAGUCGUUCGCACAGGACAUCGAAUUUGCUGAUGCGCUCUCGCAGGUGGAUAUCGAAGAAGACGUCACCAUUGUUCUGUUUGUACUACGAGCUCUAGCUUUGCCCGAGUCACCGUGGCAUGCGGCAGCAGCGCGACUCAGGACGUUCAGGCACCCGAUGCUCAUGUUUGAAGAGGAUCCACAGGUUAUCGAGUCGUAUGGGGAGAUGAUGAUGGAGAUGGGCAAGAUUUAUGACUCGCUGUUCCCACUGCUGACGGAGCACUUCCCGGAGGUGUUCCCGGUGGAGGCCUUUACGUCGGAAAAGUUUAUCUGGGCUGCUGGCGUCGUCGAGACAUUCAGGUUGGAUGUGCACAUUAGAGGAGAAGACGCGUGCGCGGUCGAGGGUGUCUGUUUGAUUUAGCUUGCGGUCAUUAGCACUAGGAAAAAGUCCUGUUUCCCACUUUACUGCUUUAGGAAAAAAAGCGGUAUUUGGAUGGCAGUGGCGAAAGUAGACAAUACAAUACUUUUCUGCGCAAAUGCCUAAAUGCAUACUUUUUUGUCUAUUUUAGCGCCCAUCUGCAAUUAAGAUAGAAUAAUGGGGAGCAGGCCAGAAAAACAAGCAAAAAAUUCCUCAAAAGAGAAACUCCGCCAAAAUGAAUUUUCCAUAUUCUUAUUUUUAUUUCCUG